UUUGCAUCCGCCAUUGUUUUCUCCGAAAAAGAUCCUCCAUUUCGCAGCUGUCUACGUCGUUCUCGCUUGUCGUCUUCUCUUCCGGACUGCCAAAUUCCAAUUGAAAACUCUUCAACUGAUGAGUGAUGAGCUAGCUACUGAGCUGCAUUUGAUUCUUCUUCGAAAUCCUCUCUUCCUUGUCAACGGCGUAAGUUCUUGAAAUCCCACACCCCCCCGGUCUUCCCUUCACUGAAUUUCUUCUGCUUUCUGAAUCUGUAUGCUCGGCCUGAGCUCAAAUCAUGUCCGGACGCGGAGUUUGUAGAGUUCCAUAAGCUCGUUUCGCGUGGAUGGCUCUUGGGUUUUUAUCCAUGUCUGAUAAAGUUGGCUUCUUGUUUAGCGGCAACUCUUUUCUGGGUAGCUUAUGUGAUGUAAAAAGACCUGCUUGAUGCUGGUAGAUUGAUUUUGCUCAGUCGGGUUUUGGAAAAAUCCGAUUUUUCUUCAAUUUGUCUUGCGGGGCUUUGACUGUGUCCAAUGCUAUAGUCAGUUUGGUUGCUUGCGUGUGAUUACAAUCCAUCUGGGGAAUUUCUAAGGCAUAAGCGUGUUGUUCUCUUCCCUCCUUUUUUCACCAAUCCAUCUGACAGAAAAAAUUAGUCUUCUCUUCUCUUUCUCUCUCUCACAUGUUAUUUUUCUGCUGUUAAAUAUCAGAGUUUAGUGAUUCUCUGUUCAAUCUCAUCAGUUUGAUGGGUAAUAUUUGCUGUUCAAAUUGUUCAAAUCACUGUGGCAAUCAAACAGAGGUUUAGCCUAGCAAGCCACUGAUUAUGCUGGCAAUGUCUGGACACAUCGGUUGGGUCCAGUCAAAAUAACCUUACUGGGAUUUGGGAAGAACUUCAUUUCUUGUUUGCUGACUUUGAGCUGUAUAUAUCUUUUUCCCUAAAAGUGAAACGGUGAGAUGAAAAUCCAGUGGGAGGAAUAUGUAAAUACAUUUUUGGUUGUCAGAUAAUGUGUGCAAAGCUAUGUUGAGAUUUGAGUUUCUUCACCAGUGCUUGCUGAAAACUUUUAACUCUAUUUAGAGAAAUUACAGAGCAAAGUGGUUGCUUCAUGAUGGACGCAAGUAUCAAGGAAGGAAAGUACGCUGCUGAUAUUUCCUCCAUAAGAGAAGCAAACGCACGCAUCAGCUCGUUCAUACACAAGACUCCUGUUAUCACUUCAGAAUCUCUUAAUGCAAUGUGCAACAGAAGUUUAUACUUCAAGUGCGAAUGCUUUCAGAAGGGCGGGGCAUUUAAGUUUAGAGGUGCUUGCAAUGCCAUAUAUUCCCUUGAUGAUGCUCAGGCAGCGAAAGGGGUUGUUACACACAGCAGCGGAAACCAUGCUGCAGCAUUAUCCUUAGCUGCAAAAUCACGAGGGAUCCUGGCAUAUGUAGUGAUACCAAAAAAUGCACCGAAAUGCAAAGUUGAUAAUGUCAUUCGCUAUGAUGGUCAAGUUAUCUGGAGUGAGGCCACGAUGAAGUCGAGGGAGGACACUGCUUCAAAGGUGUCGCGAGAAACUGGAGCAGUUCUGAUUCAUCCAUACAAUGACAAACGGAUAAUAAGUGGACAGGGAACAAUAUCUGUGGAGCUACUGGAGCAGGCCCCACAAAUAGACACUAUCAUUGUUCCAAUUAGUGGAGGUGGUUUGAUUUCGGGAGUGGCAUUGGCCGCCAAAUCAAUGAACCCAAGAAUUCGAGUUUUGGCUGCAGAACCUAGAGGGGCGAAUGAUGCAGCACAAUCUAAAGCAGCUGGAAGGAUUAUAACUUUGCCCGAGACCAACACCAUCGCUGAUGGGCUUCGAGCUUCUCUAGGAGAAUUUACAUGGCCUGUAGUACGUGAUCUAGUCGAUGAUGUCAUAGUUGUGGACGAUACGGACAUCGUGGAAGCGAUGAGACUUUGCUAUGAAAUUCUGAAAGUGGCGGUGGAGCCAAGUGGAGCCAUUGGUCUUGCGGCUGUUCGAUCAGAAAGCUUUAUGAGUAAUCCUGCUUGGAAGGAUUGUAACCAUAUAGGGAUCAUCCUUUCGGGAGGUAAUGUUGAUUUGGGUGUGCUUUGGGACUCGUACAGAAAAUGAAGGGAAUGGUAAACUAGUAAUAUGUGCUCUUAAGGAAUCUACCUCUAUCAGUCAACAAAGACUUUCCUCUUGAUUACUCAGUUACAUCAAUGCAGAAAUAUUGUUCUGUUCUGAUACACGACCAGGGAUUGUAAUUUCCAGUUCUUUGCAUAUGGGAGAAACUGUUCUAUUUCAUUUAUCAUCUGUAAAUUUGUGAAAUUUGUAACAGCAUCAAUGCAACACUUUCUUUCAAUUACCGGUGUAGUUUGUGAUG
Eucalyptus grandis is the source of this 2329-nucleotide messenger RNA. RefSeq names its product serine racemase. Gene Ontology annotation, biological process: pyruvate biosynthetic process; D-serine biosynthetic process; L-serine metabolic process. The transcript has 6 exons. Gene Ontology annotation, molecular function: ATP binding; L-serine ammonia-lyase activity; pyridoxal phosphate binding. Bases 1078 to 2076 code for a protein of 332 amino acids. NCBI's taxonomy places the organism in Eukaryota, Viridiplantae, Streptophyta, Magnoliopsida, Myrtales, Myrtaceae. The record is from RefSeq and is a predicted model, not a curated record.